Molecule: messenger RNA, 2524 nt
Organism: Erythranthe guttata (spotted monkey flower)
Lineage: Eukaryota; Viridiplantae; Streptophyta; Magnoliopsida; Lamiales; Phrymaceae
Source: RefSeq, a predicted model, not a curated record
AUGAUAUAUGUUUUUCGCCUCAGAUGAAAACAAUACAAACAAAUCCUGACCGUGGGAUUUCUGUUAAUAAGUACACGUGUCGUCACACCCUUACUUUCUCUCUCUACUCAACAGUUUCUCUCUCUUGUUUUUUUAAUUAUUAUUGUUUGGCCCCUUUCUUCAUAUAUAAUUUGCUUCCAUGCAUGGAAUUCUCCUCCCCUCCCCUUACUGCACACAACAAACAAACAGAAAGGAAGGAAGAAGAAAAAAAAUAUGUGUAGAUGUAGAGAGAGAAAGAGACGGGUUUGUGCGUGUGCGCGAUGAGUGAGAGAGAGAUUAUAGGCAAGAAGAAACAGUCUUUCUUCUUUCCUUUUUUUUUUUUUUAAUGUUUAAUUUAAAAUUUCUCAAAUCUGCUGUGGCUAGUUCAAGGCCAACAUUAGCGACCCAUCUGUUCUUAAAGUUUGAUUCUUUCCCCAAUUAAACUUUAUCACAAUCUCCAUACAUAAAUAUUACCAGCUUAAUUUUUUUUUUUUUUUUUUUUCUCUCCCAAUUUCUCUUUCCCAGAGAGAGAUAGAGAGAGAGAGAGAGAGAUUUACAUGGAUUUGGGAAUUCAAUAGCCCUUGUUCCCUUUUGCUUCGGGUCUGAUCUUUCACUUCACCGAUUAGAAAGAAAAAAAACUGUCACAUCUGACUCAGUGAGUUGGUUCGACGAUCCUGUUUCUUACCGCAAAGAGUUUCAAUUUUGAAGUGAGAUAUGAUGGAAUCGAGGUUUGUUUGCAAGUUCUGCAACAAAAAGUACCCGUGUGGGAAGUCACUAGGUGGGCACAUGAGGUCUCAUGUGGUUGCAAUUUCAGCUGAAUCUGAUGACAAAUUCGAGGUUACGAUGAAAGAAUCGAAGAACGGCGAAUCGGGGAAUGGGGGGGUGUCGUCGUCGUCUGCGUACGGACUGAGGGAGAAUCCCAAGAAAACAUGGAGGGCAGUCGAUUCGAGGGCUCCUCUGCCUCAGGAUAAAGUUUGCAAGCAAUGCGGUAAAGGGUUUCAAUCGAUGAAAGCUCUUUGCGGCCACAUGGCUUGUCAUUCGGAUAAGGAGAGGGGGGUUUUUAAGGAUGAUAAUUGUUCUUGGACUAGUGAGAGUCGGAAAAUUGUGGUCGAUGGGCAUUCGGAUACCGAAGAAGCAGAGGAAGUUCGGACGACUAGAUCGUCUUUGUCGAAGAGUUCUGCAAGGUACAAGAAACUUGUGGAUAAUUCUUCGUUUAAUUUGGGGAAUAAUAAUGGUUCUUCGUCUGUGACUGAGAUUGAUGGGGUGGAUCAAGAGGAGGUGGCUAUGUGUUUGAUGAUGUUGUCGAAGGAUUCCGGUUGUAACAAGGGUGGUGGUGGUGGUGGUGUGAACUCGGUGGUGGAAUCUUCGGAUAACAAUUCGGUAGUUCUCGAGACUAAGUCUUCCUCGAUUGAAAUGAUAAUAGGUAGGAAGGAGAGUGUAAGUUACGGUCACAACCAGAACGAGGCUUCUCAAAUCAAGAAGUUGAAUGCUACUUCUUUCGGUGAAGAAAUUGAAAAAACGGAGAAUUCGGAUUCCGGGUAUUUCUUGGAUGAAUGUGCAAAGGCCGAAUCGGAUGUAUCUGUUGAUGGGUUCCGAAGGUACGGUGGUUUUGGUGAGUUCAAGAAGAGCUCGAAACUAAUCAAGAAUGAGUAUGCUGAUGGUGACGAUUAUGACGAUGAUAAUGGUGUUAUGGCUUCGAAUUUAGUAGCUAGAACUGAUCAAUCGAGAAAGAGAAAGUACGGUUCGGAAAAUCCCGAACCAAGAAACGGUUCUCCCAAGAAAAGCAAAUACGAAUGCUUCAACUGCAAAAAGGUGUUCAAGUCAUAUCAAGCUCUCGGAGGGCACAGGCCGUGCCACAAAAGAGUCAACGAAUUUCAAGAAUCGAGAUACGAAAGUGUCCGCAACAGCCAAGAAGAUUCUACCAAUUACAAAAAACUCGUCGAGCCCUCAAGCAGCAAGAAACCGAGUGCUAAGAAGCUAGCAACAUCCCACAAUGCCGAGAAGAAGAACAAGGCGAAGAAGAGUAAAGGGCAUGUUUGUCCUUUCUGCGACAGGGUUUUCAAGAAUGGGCAGGCAUUAGGUGGUCACAAGAGGUCACAUUUCAUCGGGGGUCACGACGAAAACUACAUUAACCGAAGCCCCGUCGAGAAGAAGACCGAGCAGCAAUCUGAUUUACUCGAUCUUAAUCUUCCUGCACCCGAAGCUGACGAGGAUUACGAGCGUGGACAGUUCUUUUCUUGGUAGAUUUUUUUUUUUUUUUUUCGUGUUCCGAAAAUAUGCUUCGAUUUUUGCAUCUCCAAAGAUUAUGUUUUUUGUUCAUUUGAAGCAUUUUAGCAUGGUAAAAACUUUUAAUAUUUUUUUUAAUUCAUUUUAUUCUCUUAUUGAAUAUUGCAUCAAUUUUUAUAAUUUUGUUUUGGCAGUUUCCAUACAACACAAAAGUAUGCAUCUCAAAUCUUAAUUUGAGAGCUCUUUGUCCUAAUCAAGACAGCAUCCAUUGGUUAACUCA